Molecule: messenger RNA, 564 nt
Organism: Caenorhabditis angaria
Lineage: Eukaryota; Metazoa; Nematoda; Chromadorea; Rhabditida; Rhabditidae
Source: the annotation of a GenBank genome assembly
CUGGGUGGUUAUUCGAGUCGAUUCGAUCCGAUUCGAGUCGAUUCGAGUCGAUUCGAGUCGAUUCGAGUCGAUUCGAGCCGAUUCGAGCCGAUUCGAGUCGAUUCGAGCCGAUUCGAAUCGAUUCGAAUCGAUUCGAAUCGAUUCGAAUCGAUUCGAGGCAUUUUUUUUAAUUUUUCUGGGUGGUUAUUCGAGUCUGGGUGGUUAUUCGAGUCGAUUCGAUCCGAUUCGAGUCGAUUCGAGUCGAUUCGAGUCGAUUCGAGUCGAUUCGAGCCGAUUCGAGCCGAUUCGAGUCGAUUCGAGCCGAUUCGAAUCGAUUCGAAUCGAUUCGAGCCGAUUCGAAUCGAUUCGAAUCGAUUCGAAUCGAUUCGAAUCGAUUCGAGGCAUUUUUUUAAUUUUUCUGGGUGGUUAUUCGAGUCUGGGUGGUUAUUCGAGUCGAUUCGAUCCGAUUCGAGUCGAUUCGAGUCGAUUCGAGUCGAUUCGAGUCGAUUCGAGUCGAUUCGAGCCGAUUCGAGCCGAUUCGAAUCGAUUCGAAUCGAUUCGAAUCGAUUCGAGGCAUUUUUUUAA